Solenopsis invicta (red fire ant) is the source of this 1986-nucleotide messenger RNA. Its product is annotated as RING finger protein 37. The coding region runs from base 178 to 1674 and encodes 498 amino acids. Gene Ontology annotation, cellular component: nucleus. Gene Ontology annotation, molecular function: ubiquitin-ubiquitin ligase activity; ubiquitin protein ligase binding. The record is from RefSeq and is a predicted model, not a curated record. Gene Ontology annotation, biological process: protein polyubiquitination. Lineage: Eukaryota; Metazoa; Arthropoda; Insecta; Hymenoptera; Formicidae. The transcript is spliced from 3 exons.
CCCAUUCUUGUCGGUAAUGCCGAGCACAUCCGAACCAUAUCGGAAAUAGCCGAGUUCGUCCGUUAUUUCCCCUUACCGCGUUUAUCACCACCCCCGCAGAAGUAUACUCUGGAGUCUGGAGCUUCAUAAGUUUAUGCAGUGGUCUGCUCUCUGGUUGAGUUUACAAAUAGACGAAAGAUGCUCCUGAAUUUUUGUGAUCCUCGUCUACGACCGGAAAUUAAAUGCAGUGCUAUCAACACGGACGGAUACGAAGUGACGAAUUUGAUAAACGGUUCCUGCAAAGGAUAUCUGGCAUACUCCUGCAUCAAACCACCAAUUCAUAUAGACAUCACGUUCCUCUGUAACAUCUCGAUCAAUCACGUUUUGAUCUGGCCGUCCGUCGGAUCGCAAAAGUCGUCAGGCUUUCAGCUUUGUUCCAGGAAUACCACUGAUAGCAGUAUCCCGUACACCGUGUUGUCCAGUGGAUUUUUAGGUCCCAACGAUACCGGAGUGCUGUUUUACUCCGGUGACCUCAACCCCUCGGAGAUCCCCACGCCAGCGAAUUUCUUGAGACGUUACAUUAAAGUUUCUCUGGCACCCUUAACGACAUAUGCUCAUGUUUUACGUAUAACAAUUUGUAAAACAGAGAAGUCAGUGCCAGCAUUGGGAAAGGUUGAAGUGUGGGGAACUGUAUCUUCACGUUGUGGAAAAGAUGUUGUGGCAAGCGUACAUACUUUAUGGGCUGGACAACGGGCUCCAUUGAAAUUGCCUGUACCCGAAUUAAAAAUGGACAAUACUCCUAAAGAUAACAGAAACAAUAGAUUGAAGAUAGAAGCAAAUUUUGAAAUUCCUGAAAACUUCCUAGAUCCCAUUACAUGUGAAAUAAUGACUCAGCCGAUUAUACUACCUAGUGGUAAUAUAAUAGAUCAGUCCACGUUAGAGAAAUAUGAAGAAAAUGAGAGAAUUUGGGGUAGAUCAUUGUCAGAUCCAUUCACGGGAUUACUGUUUACCAAUGAGCGUAGAUGCAUCUUGGCAACUGCACUCAAGUCGAGGAUUGAUAAGUUUCUACUGGACAACAGCAAUCAGAAUGAAGUAAAGAGACUGCCAAGAGUCUUAGGCCAUGGUCCAGCAAUAGCAGGAAAUAGAAGAAUAAUUGAAGUACCAAAAUUUGUAUUAAAUAGGCUAAAUGAUUCAUUAAAAAGGCCUGCUGAAGUCAUUAAACCAAGUGUACGCAAGCAGAUGAUGGAUAAUAAUUCGCAGCGUGCAAAAAAAUAUUGUCAUAAACUGCCAACAGUGAUUAUGCCCAAACCAUCCACUGCCAAUGCUAGAGCAAAACCAAGACAGCUCACAAAUAUUUUAACUUCCUCAAAAUUAGUUCAUAACAAUUCUGAAAAUGAUUCUGAAAUUCUUAGCAGGGAAGAUAAACCAUUAUUGUCUGGUGAUAUUUUCUUAGAUAGCAAUUUGAAUACUCAAUUACCUACCAUGAAACACUUUGGCACACCGGAAACGAUCGAAUUGCAUAAGAUGUCUCACAAAUGUGAAUGCUGUAGUAAUAGUAUUUUUUAUAGACUUCCAUGUGAACACGUGAUAUGUAGAAAAGUAUUAUUAUCCAUUGAAAUUAGUCAAUGUAAAUCUUGUGGGUUUUCUUAUAAAUCGAGCGAUGUUGUACGGAUUCACAAUAUUCUAAAAAGAUAACAAUAAGGUUUAUAUAAAUAAUAAAUCAAUGCUUAAUUUUUUAGGAUUUAUUACAUACCAGAUUUUGUCCGCAGUAUGCAAAAUAUAUUAUUGUUACACACUGAAUCACUAUUACACGAUUCAUGACAAUUUCAAUGAUAAUAGAAUUUCUCACAAUAUUUUGGCACGUACAACAUAACUUAUGUAAAGUUGUGUUGCAAUUACAAUUGUGUCUGUAUAUGGUUAUGUGUGUAAUGCGUAUAAAAGUUUAUUUUUUUUUUAUGUCACAUAUAUGUGAUAACUUGGAAAUAAAGUUCAUAUAAUAUUUUGUAA